Hyla sarda is the source of this 1848-nucleotide messenger RNA. RefSeq names its product coagulation factor XIII B chain-like. Bases 161 to 1540 code for a protein of 459 amino acids. The record is from RefSeq and is a predicted model, not a curated record. NCBI's taxonomy places the organism in Eukaryota, Metazoa, Chordata, Amphibia, Anura, Hylidae. The transcript is spliced from 9 exons.
AAAACAGAUCUCUUCUCCAUGGUGAUGGAGGCCAAAAGGCCACAGAAGACGGAAUUUUUAAAAUGUCAAAAUAAAUCAGAACAGGAAACAAUAAACAGGAAAGGAGACGUCGCAUCUCCUCAAACUGUUCUGUCAGUUUCACUUAUGUGCUGGACGCAGAAUGAUCUCCCUGGAGUAUUUCAUUCUCCUGAUCUCUGUUAUUAGAACAUGCCAAGGAACAUCCCCACAGCAAGACCAAAAAGCAGGUACUUGUAAAGCACCGCUUCUGAAGAAUGGACGCCAUAUGCCAAAUAAGAUUAUCUUUGAAGUCGGAGAAUGGCUCCAAUAUUAUUGUGAGGAAGGCUACAUGACAGCACAGAGGAAUAUUGUGGAAAAUGUCCGAUGCCUGUCCCCUGGAUGGUCAACAGUGCCUCAGUGUUCCGGAAUCGUCUGCUCUUUCCAACCUAAAACAGGUUCAGAUCAAUUACAAUUGGUUUACUCCGAUGGGCCGGUGGCAAAGUUUUCAUGUAAUGAGGGAUUUACAUUGAAAGGAUCGGCUAUCAGCCAGUGUUACUACUAUGGGUGGGAUCCACCGUUACCUACUUGUCAAGCCUCUGGUGAAAGGACUAAGUGUCCACCUCCUCCGCAGCCGAUGAAUAUACAUGAAAUUAAGCUGAAAAGUGAUUAUUUGAAUGGAGAUAAAGAAGCUCUAAGAUGCAAACCUGGUUUCCAACUUUAUGGUGCUCAAACAAUAACUUGUAAAAAUGGACAAUGGACGUCGCCACCUCAAUGUGUUCGUUCACAUGAAUGCAACGAUCCUCCCUCUGUAUCAUCUGGGACACUGGAUCCAGCAACUAUCAAGCCAAAAUAUCACAGUGGAAGUGUCGUAAAAUAUAAGUGUAACAGAGGUUUCAAAAUGACUGGGCUACAAGAAAUGAUCUGCAUCAAUGGAAACUGGUCUUCACCUCCUGUUUGUAUGAGCGAUGGCUGCAUAUUAUCCAAAGAGGCAAUGUUAGUAAAUGGUAUUAGACUGCAAAACGCCGCUCUUAAAAUAUCAGAAGGAGAAAGUGCGGAAUUUCUUUGCAUUGGCGAUAUGGUUCCAAGUCAGUCGCUUACAGCUGCAUGUAAAGAUGGUAAAAUACAAUACCCCAAAUGCAUCAUCCCAGAUUCGAAAUCAUGUCGUUUGUCAGAAGAUACAAUUACACAGAAUAAUUUAGUGUUAUCUAAGAGUAUACCCAUGACUAAAGUCUAUAACAAUGGUGACCGUAUUCUCACUCGGUGUAAAGCCAACUAUUAUCGUGCAUCCCCAUCUUCUGCAUUGGAAUGUGUAAAUGGAAAGAUGAUCUAUCCAAAAUGUACGCAGGAAAAACCUUGCAGGAUAAACCAAGAGAAAGUAGACGAAAACUUUUUGGAACUCCAUCCAGACCAUGAGAAUAAAGUUUUUUUUGAAAAUGAAGAGGUCAUUCAUUUUACGUGCAAAGCCGGAUACACCACAACAUCUGAUACAACUGGACUCUGUAUUAAAGAAGAUAUUUUAUACCCUUUUUGCCAUGAAAUAUAGUUAAUGAAACUGGAUAAGAAGAUGUUACCCUCUUCAAGCUGUAUUGUAUAUAUCCUGAUCAAAAUACUCCAUAUAUUGAUUAUUAAGAAGUUGUAUCAAUGCCAAGCACUAAAGAAAUCAUUACUUGAGUUUUGGAGUUUGGAUACAACUGGAAUACAAGAAACAGCUCCAAUCUUUACCCAUGCACUCCAGCAACACCUCCGGAUAAAGUCCACUGCGGUAACAAGCAAAGAAAUGUCCAGCACCGGAGUGCACAGUUAAAGGGGUACUCCCCUGGAAAUCAUUUUUUUUUUUCUAAAUCAACUGGU